Molecule: messenger RNA, 1347 nt
Organism: Rhinopithecus roxellana (golden snub-nosed monkey)
Lineage: Eukaryota; Metazoa; Chordata; Mammalia; Primates; Cercopithecidae
Gene: CD7
Product: CD7 molecule
Exons: 4
Coding region: 123-845 (240 amino acids)
Biological process (GO): adaptive immune response
Cellular component (GO): membrane
Molecular function (GO): signaling receptor activity
Source: RefSeq, a predicted model, not a curated record
CAGGAAGCCCUCUCUAAGCUCUGAGCGCCUGCGGUCUCCUGUGUGCUGCUCUCUGUGGGGUCCUGCAGACCCAGAGGGGCUCAGGUGCACUCAUCAGGCUGGGAGAGCUGGGUGUGGGGAACAUGGCCAGGCCCCCGAGGCUCCUGCUGCUGCCCCUCCUCCUGGCACUGGCUCAUGGCCUGCCUGGGGCCCUGGUCGCCCAAGAGGUGCGGCAGUCUCCCCACUGCACGAUUGCCCCCGCGGGAGGCUCCGUCAACAUCACCUGCUCCACCAGUGGGGACCUGCAUGGGAUCUACCUAAAGCAACUCGGGCCACAGCCCCAAGACAUCAUUUACUACGAGGACAGGGUGGUGCCCACUACGGACAAACGGUUCCGGGGCCGCAUUGACUUCUCGGGGUCCCAGGACAACCUGACUAUUACCAUGCACCGCCUGCAGCCGUCGGACACUGGCACCUACACCUGCCAGGCCAUCACGGAGGUCAAUAUCUACGGCUCUGGUACCCUGGUCCUGGUAACAGAGGAACAGUCCCAAGGAUUGCACAGAUGCUCGGACGCCCUGUCGACAGGCUCUGCCCUCCCUGCCCCGCCGACAGCCUCUGCCCUCCCUGCCCUGCCGACAGCCUCUGCCCUCCCUGCCCUGCCGACAGCCUGUGCCCUCCCUGUGGCCCUUGUGGUGAUCUGCUUCCUCCUCGGGCUGGGCCUGGGGGUGGCAUGUGUGCUGGCGAGGACGCAGAUGAAGAAACUGUGCUCGUCGCGGGAUAAGAAUUCGGCGGCGUGUGUGGUGUACGAGGACAUGUCCCACAGCCGCUGCAACACGCUGUCCUCCCCCAACCAGUACCAGUGACCCAGUGGGCCCGGCCACGCCCCACCCAUGGUUCCCCAGCAUCUUCACUGCCCCACCAUGCCCCCCACCCUGCCGCGCCCCCCCCACCCCACCACACCCCCACCCAGCCACACCCCUUACCCCGCCACGUCCCCCACCCCGCUGUCCUCCCAUGGCUGCAGCAGAGUUUGAAGGGCCCAGCCCUGCCCAGCUCUGAGCAGACACACAGGCAGUGGCCGGGCCCCACAGUGCUUCUCAGUGGACAAUGACACCUCCUCCGGGAAGCCUUCCCUGCCCAGCCCCGCUGUCACGAGAAGGAAGCCUGACUGUCCUUUGGCUGCAUCUCCCAGCCAUGGCCAAGGAGGGCUUCUCUGUGGGAUGGGCCUGGGCACGCAGCCCUCUCCUGUCAGUGCCGGCCCACCCACCAACAGGCCCCCAAGCCCCGGCAGCCCGGCAGAGGACUGGAGAGCAGUCCGCCACCCAACCGUACCAGAAAUAAAGGCUUCUAUGCUUCCUUUUCUGA